Messenger RNA from Cyprinodon tularosa, 1610 nucleotides. It is a transcript of the gene tspan10, whose product is annotated as tetraspanin-10. The coding region runs from base 65 to 1048 and encodes 327 amino acids. The transcript has 3 exons. Gene Ontology annotation, cellular component: membrane. Lineage: Eukaryota; Metazoa; Chordata; Actinopteri; Cyprinodontiformes; Cyprinodontidae. The record is from RefSeq and is a predicted model, not a curated record.
UUCAACUUGAGCUUCUCAGAGGAAUUAAAAGCACUGUGUCUGUUGUCUCCUACUGGAUGACAAUAUGCGGCAAUAUUUACCCAUAAAGAACUUUCCAUGGCCCUGGUCUAGGAGGGAUGAUGGGCAGAAUGAGUCCAGCCCCCUCAUACCAAAGUCAGGUGCUGCAAAAGUGGAGGAUGAGGAGCUCGGCCAUGUUGACAGGGAAAUUCCAUCAGGGACUCACAGCGUUGAGGAUCCUUACAUUUCCACAAGAAUCCGCCCUCAUUACAGUUAUUCUUUGAUGGAUUAUUUCCUAAAAUACUUACUGUUCCUGUGUAACCUAGUAUUCACAGUUCUGGGCCUGGUGGUUAUUGGUUUGGGGAUCUGGGGGCUUGUCAGCAAAGAAUCACUCGCCCAAGAGAAGAUUGGAAGUAUCGGCACGGAUCCAAUGCUGAUACUUUUGACUCUGGGCUUGCUGCUCACCUUUCUCUGUCUGACUGGCUGUGUUGGUGCCUUAAGAGAGAACUGCUGCUUGCUGAAGCUGUUCUCUUGGAUCGUGCUGGUGCUCAUCACAAUCCAGGUGCUGUUUGUGAUCGUGGCUUAUAGCAUGCAGGACCAAAUCGAAGGGUACCUGCGGUCGGGGAUAUUAGCUGCCAUGGCACGCUAUCAAGAUGAUCUGGACCUUCGAUUCAUCACAGAUGAAAUCCAGUUGAGUCUGCAGUGCUGUGGGGCGGAUACAUUCCGGGAUUGGGAGAUUAACAUGUAUUACAACUGCUCAGCUCCAGGAGUGCUGGCUUGUGGUGUCCCUGCAACGUGUUGCUUGGACCCGUUUGAGAACGGCACGGUUUGGAACUCACAGUGUGGCGUUGGAGUCCAGCUCAUGGACGAGUUCACUGCUCAAAGCGUGAUCUUCUUAGGGGGCUGCCUCGGGGGAAUCUCUCGUUGGAUUGAGCAGCAUGAGGGCCUGAUCGGGACCAUCGGAGUGGUUGUUGUUGGAGUUCAGAUUCUUACUGUGCUGAUCACCAGAAGACUGAUGGACAGCAUCCGCUGGCAUAAAGUUAAUGUAUAAUAUAAAUACAUUAUGUAGCUAAAAAGAGGCAUGGCUGUUUGGUUUGUUUUUAUGUUUUGUGAUUUGGACUUCAUCACUAAUAAAUUAAUUUGCAAAAAAAAAUUAUAUUUUACACUAAGACAAUUCAUUUCAAUACUAAUAGAUUAUAGAAAUCUUGCAGGAGGGCAUAAAAGAAAGAAAAAAAAUUGGAGUUGUUGAGAGCAGCAAUGUCCUGUGGGCAAAGUCAAUCAAAUCAAAGAUGAAUGUCUUCAGUCAUGCAUGCUACAUUGUUUUGUAGCAGAAAAACAGAUCCAGAUAGAUGAAGCCUCCAACAUUUUGUGCAGCAUAAAGAAAACAUCCCCAGUAUGGGAUCUUCUAACUAUCAAAGUUGGAACCCUUCGACCCUGCCGAGUCAUUGUGAAGCGAUGUGGUCGUGGAGGAGUUUUGCUUUUCUGUUGCUUUUUUACAGCUUUCUCAUUCAGACGCUGUAUUAGAAUCUGUCUAUCUCUUCGUUGACACUCAGGGACUCGCUUUGUUUGGCAAAGCAAUGUCUCAAAAAACUAUAAAUGACAGUCUCAAGGCA